AUGGCCGUGAAAAGGAAGCGGAAAACGAAAGGAGGAACGAUAAGGACGUCAAGAGUAUUGGAUCGUGAAGAGCAAAGCAGUUACUGGUUGACCAUCGAAGCCAAUGAUAGCCCACAGGCCCGAGUAGCGAAGACUGGAGUACUGCACGUGUUUGUUCGAAUACUGGAUAGGAAUGAUCAUCGUCCAGUGCCGAUGCUUCCGAUCUAUUACGCAAAUGUAAAGGAGAAUUCGCCUCAGAAUAUCGUCGUUGUGAAGAUCGAUGCUACCGACGGCGAUGACAUCGAUUCCAAAUCACCCUCCACACUUACCUACAAAAUUUCAAAGGGAGACCCACAAAGCUUCUUCCGGAUAGACCAGCAUACAGGAUACAUAACGACAUCUGGAUCGCGCCGACUGGACCGGGAAACCCAACGAGAACAUGAGCUGUGGGUAGCGGUCUGUGAUUCAGGAGAACCCCAGUUGUGCUCCUCGGUCCCAGUUGUAGUUACUGUAGACGAUGUUAACGACAAUGCACCCACAUUCACACAGCCAAUCUUCCAUCACAAUGUUCCAGCUGGGGUGACAGGACGAGUUAGCAGGGUAUUUGCCAGUGAUCUCGAUGUGGGAAAGAAUGCAGAGUUAUUCUAUAACAUUACUGAUGGGGACUCGAAGUUUUCGAUCGAUGAGAAUGGAUAUAUCUCGACAAGUGCGCCAAUGAAAGCGGAUGAGGUUGCCACCCUGACCAUCCAAGCGACCGAUCGUGGCCUGCCAGCCCAAAUGACUCAAACUCGAGCGAUUCUGACGGCGAUUGCAGCACCGCAAAGAGCCAAGGGAUCAGUGAAUCGCCCUCCGCAGUUUGCAAAGGGAACAUCCCGGAAAGUUCCCGUCUCGGAUGCUGAUCAGGUGGGAUUCACAGUUGCCAAGUUGGAAGCAGUGGAUCCUGAUGGAGAUACGAUCUGGUGGAGUAUAGUCGACGGAAACAUCUAUGAAGCGUUUUCAUUGAAAUCGGACAGCGGUCUUCUGCAGUUGGCGAAAUCUGUCGAAAGCCUUCCACAUAACACUAGCUCAGUAAUCCUGAAGAUUCGAGUGACCGUGAUAGUCGGCGCGAUUUCUUGGCGCCAGCAGUAUAAGAGCAGAUCUUCCGAGAAAACUGCCAUCGGUACGCAAAUUUAUACCGUACGUGCUCGAUCCAAUGACAUGAGUCGCACGUCGAAACCGCUGGUGUACGGUAUUCAUUCGGUUGAAGAUACCGGUAUGGAGGAUAAGCUUCGUGUGGAGCCUACUAGAUGGGCAAGUGUACGUGGUGAUGAUGAAUCGCUGGACUAUGAAGUAUGUCGAGAAAUUCGGGCUAUAAUUUUCGCCCGUCAAGGAACACUCACCAAUUACGUGACAUUGACAGUCACAGUAACUGAUGAUACGAUAAAUGCCAAGAUUGCUCCCAUUGGUUCCUCGGUUAUUACUUUACUAGCUCAUGACGCUGAUUCUGGUGAGAAUGGUGUGGUGAAGUACAGCAUCAUCAGUGGUAACGAGCUGGGCACAUUUGCACUGGAUCCUGUCCUUGGAGUCAUUACUGUCGCUAAGCGCCUACCAGAAGACCAUAAAGAGACUAUUCUGACAGUCCGAGCAACUGAUAGUGGUCGCUAUCCGCUUAGUGAUACGUCGAAUGUAAGAAUCCAAACCAUAACCGGCGAUGGAUUCGGUUUACGUUUCUCAAGAGCAUUGUAUCAACGUACUGUCCGGGAUUCUACACCGUUGGGAUCGGUUCUGCUCGUGGUUUCUACCAACCCUAAUGGAGAUGCACGAUAUAGUCUGAGGCAGCCCUGCCCAUAUUUCGAAGUACAUCCGGCAUCUGGAGCGGUCUCGCUGAUUCGCUGGUUAACAAGGGAGCGAGCCAAAAGUGUUGCUUGUACGGUCGUGGCGAGAAAUCGAGCUGGUUCGGAGGAUACUGCGAAGAUCGUAAUAAAAACGGCCAGUUCUAAUCAGCAUUCACCGAUAUUCAAAAGGCAAUUCUACAAAGGAUUCGCAUUCGAAGAAGAGGCUUCCCAAACGAACAACUCGCCUCUGCUGGCUUCUGCUGCGACAGAUAAAGAUGUUGGUCCCAACGCUCUCAUCGGCUACCGUCUCCUCAAUCCGAAUGAACCGUAUUUUGUGGUGGAUUUCGUGACAGGAGCGAUUCGCUCGAGGAGACCCCUGGAUUAUGAAAAGAUGAAGGAGUGGAUAUUUUAUGUGCAGGCUAGUGACAUGGGAGAGCCGGUACGAUCGUCACCGAUUCCUGCGAUGGUUCAUGUGACAGUGCUCGAUACGAAUGAUCAAAAACCAGUCUUCACAAAAGCCAAAUAUGAAGUUGAUCUGAUUCUGCCGACAGUACCUGGUGUGGUCGUGGCAAGACCAACAGCAGUGGACGAUGAUACUGGCAAUACACAUUCGAAACUGUUCUCGAUCAAUUCAACUGAUGGAUCGAUAAGUCUGCUGAAGUCGGAUACGAAAUCGUUGAAUCCUAGCGAAAUACGUGCUUCCGAUGGCGUUCACACAGCAACAGCUACAGUUGAAAUUUCCGUCCAAAAGACGUCUUCGGACUUCAGCGGAUUCCGUUUCCCUCAGGUUGAAUACACGGCCAAUGUCAAGGAGAAUACCACCUUCGCCCCCGGAGAACCUCUCAUUGCGGUAACUGCUGUCGGUGCACCAGAAGGUGCUAGUGUAACGUACCGAAUUUUGAAUGAACGUGAAGAAGUUUUCAUCCAUGAAGGCACUGGAAUGAUUUCACUCACUGGAAAGCGUUUUGAUAGGGAAGAGGAACAGAAUGUUCAAUUGCUUGUGCAGGCUCGAACUCACGAGGUGAAACCACAACUGGCUCAAACCGUUGUCGCUAUUCGAAUCGAUGACAUCAAUGACUGUGCUCCGGUUUUCGUCGGACUUCCCUAUGAUGUCGUUGUCAGUUCCGAUUCUGCGAUCGGAGAAAAGAUCCUGACUGUGAAGGCUGUCGACAGGGACAUAGGAAUGAAUGGCAUAGUGCGCUAUCAUAGCGUAUCGCUUCCGCCUGUUUUCAAACUGAACAAGCAUGAUGGAAGGCUUACGAUUAAUGGGAAGCUUGACGAUGCGAAAGUAUAUCGUUUUGAAGUCAUAGCGACUGAUCAAGGAGACCCUCCCAUGAAAACUGUUCAACAAGUACGUGUCGAUGUUGUGGAGAAAGCCAGACCGAUCUUCACCAAAAAGCAGUACCAGGCGACAAUUUCUGAAGCAGCACCAAAGAAAACUGUGGUUUCCAAAGUCAAAGCUACGAGCAGUGUUGGUGGACAUCUGAUUUACACCAUAGAUGAAGGAAAUGAUGACGAUCUAUUUGUGAUUGAUAUGGAUACAGGUGAGCCUGGUGAUUUCUUUUCGUUUUGA
This is a messenger RNA of Cooperia oncophora, 3366 nucleotides long. Lineage: Eukaryota; Metazoa; Nematoda; Chromadorea; Rhabditida; Trichostrongylidae. The record is from the annotation of a GenBank genome assembly.